Micropterus dolomieu (smallmouth bass) is the source of this 1958-nucleotide messenger RNA. RefSeq names its product solute carrier family 22 member 5-like. NCBI's taxonomy places the organism in Eukaryota, Metazoa, Chordata, Actinopteri, Centrarchiformes, Centrarchidae. The transcript is spliced from 11 exons. Gene Ontology annotation, molecular function: transmembrane transporter activity. Gene Ontology annotation, cellular component: membrane. The record is from RefSeq and is a predicted model, not a curated record. Gene Ontology annotation, biological process: transmembrane transport. The coding region runs from base 16 to 1674 and encodes 552 amino acids.
UUGAAUUCUGAGACUAUGAAGGAUUACGAUGACGCCACAUCGUUCCUGGGUCUGUGGGGACGUUUCCAGCAAAUAGUUUUCUUCUUACUCUCUGCCAGCAUCUUUCCCAACGGAUUUGGUGCGUUCUCUCUUGUCUUUGUGACUGACACUCCCAGUCACCACUGCCUGGUUCCUGAGGUUAACCUGACCCAACAUUGGCACAAUGUCAUCAUCCCGAAAGAGGUAGUGAAUGGAAAACAGGAGCUGAGCAGGUGCAGCAGGUACAGGCUGGAUGUGGUCAGAAAUCUCUCGGCUCAGGGAUUCAUUCCAGGCAGAGAUGUCAACCUCACCGACCUGGAGCAGGAGGGCUGUGUGGACGGGUGGAGCUACAGCACCAACAUCUACCGAUCUACCAUAGUCUCGGAGUUUGACCUGGUGUGCAGUGAACAGUGGAAGCAGCCGCUCACCUCCACAGUUUACUUCCUGGGAGUUCUUUUUGGAUCCUUCUUCUCAGGGCAGCUCUCAGACAGGUUUGGGAGAAAGCCUGUUCUCUUUUUAACCAUGGCAGUUCAGACAAUUUUUACCUUUGCUGAAAUCUUUUCACCUUCUUGGACGGUGUUCGCCAUCCUUCUCUUCAUCAGUGGUUUGGGACAGAUCUCCAACUAUGUAGCUGCUUUUGUGCUGGGCACUGAAAUCUUGACUGGAGAUGUGCGGGUCCUGUUCUCAUCUAUGGGUGUAUGUCUGGGCUUUGCUUUUGGCUACAUGAUGCUGCCUCUCUUUGCUUACUUUUUAAGAGACUGGAAAUCUCUCCUGUUGGCUCUGUCUGUGCCUGGCCUGCUCUAUCUCCCCCUCUGGUGGUUCAUCCCGGAAUCUCCUCGGUGGCUACUCUCUCAGGGAAGAGCGGAGGAGGCCGAGGCCAUAGUGAGAAAGGCUGCAAACAAGAACAAAGUCGAGGCUCCGCAGGUCAUCUUUGAAGAUUACAGUGUACCUGCUGAUGAGACAAAGAAACACCCAAAGGAACACUACAAUGUCUUCAGCCUGCUGAGGACAAGAAACAUCCGAAACACAACUUUUACUCUGUGCCUGGUGUGGUUCACUCUGAGUACUGGAUACUUUGCCCUGUCCCUGAACACAUCCCGACUUCAUGCUGACCCCUAUAUCAGCUGCUUCAUCUCAGCAGCUGUAGAGGUACCAGCAUACAUUUCUAGCUGGCUGGCGCUGCGAUACCUUCCACGACGACUGUCUGUCAUCUGUAUCUUGCUUGUGGCAGGAGUGUCACUGUACUUCAUUCAACUGGUGCCUCAAAGUUUAUCAAGUCUGUCUGUUGCUCUGGAGAUGCUGGGUAAAUUUGGUAUCACCACCGGUACAGCCCUGAUGUUUGCCUACACUGCAGAGCUUUACCCAACAGUACUCAGGAACACAGCAACAGGCACAUGCACUACUGUUUCCAGAGUUGGCAGCUGCAUUGCACCUUUUUUGUUACAGCUGAGUAUAUACUUUAAGUACCUGCCUUAUCUUACAAUGGGGACUCUGGCUGUUGUAUCUGUCUUUUCUACUCUCUUCAUUCCAGAGACUUUUGGACGACCUCUACCUGAAACUAUACAACAGAUGCAUAAGAGAGAAAGCAUAAAGUGCCCCUUCAUCACUAGAAAAGAACAUUCAAAAGACGUGGUGCUUGUUGAAAGUCAGCUCUGAUUGUGCAAAACGUUAUUAUUCCUGCUGUUUACUGUUCUUACUAUUCAACAUUUCUUCCAAUACAUUUCAAUCACAUUAAUGACAUUACAUGACCUUUUUUUAAAAAGUGAAAGAAGUAAAGCUUGACUUAUAGAUAUAUACUUUAAUGUAAGACCAUUUUGUAGUAAAUUAAAUUGCACUCUUCUUCUGUUAUUGAAUCACAAUGAUGCAUGCAAAAUAUUCACUAGAAACUGAAAUAUGAAAUAUGCAAGUGUUGAAUGUAAUGCUGAAAGUGUAGUUGUACC